UCUGACAGUUAAGGUUAUGUUAUAACCUCAAAAUCCACAUCAAUAUAAUUUAAAACGAUUCUUUUUAGGAUGUCACUAAUUUCUUUGAGCAAAAUAAUAUUCGUCUUUACAGUUUAUCUUAUUAUCUUCUCCGCCUUACUUUUACCCAUUUUAUUUUACAUCCUACGCUGGAGAUGUCUUUCGAGGAAGAAGGAUCGGAGUAAACUUCGAGUCGCUUUCUUUCAUCCUUAUUGCAACGCCGGCGGGGGAGGUGAAAAAGUGCUUUGGGUUGCAAUACAAGCUUUACAAAAACGACACCCGGAAAUCGAAAUUUUCGUUUAUACCGGCGAUGUGGGGGUUACCCCAGAAGAAAUUAAGCUGAAAAUACGUAAUAAUCUUAACGUACAUUUAGAGGAAGGCGUUAAAUUCGUUUAUUUGAGUAAACGAAGGUUUGUGGAGGCCCAAAUGUACCCCUACUUUACGUUAUUGGGCCAAAGUCUCGGUUCGAUUUAUUUGGGUUACGAAGCUUUAAAAUCAUUGAGUCCAGAUAUUUUUAUUGACACAACCGGUUUCGCUUUUACCCUCCCCAUUUUCAAAUAUAUCGGGGGUUGCAAAACUGCUUGUUAUGUUCAUUACCCCACGAUAACAGUUGAGAUGCUAAAACGCGUCUCAACUCGCCAAGUGAUGUACAAUAAUCGAAGCACGAUCGCUCGAAGUCCUUUUUUAACAACCGGAAAACUGAUUUAUUAUCGAUUAUUCGCCUGGCUUUAUUCAUUAGCUGGAGAUUGUUCUGAUGUGUCGAUGGUGAAUUCAACGUUUACUUUGGAGCAUUUAACUUCGCUUUGGAGUCGUCCUUUACGGUUGGUUUACCCCCCGUGUGAAGUGAAUCAUUUAAAAACGUUAAAAAGGAGUGGAUCUUUCCCGGAAAAUAUUCGAAUUUUAUCUUUGGCGCAAUUCCGACCGGAAAAGGACCAUCAGUUACAAAUUCAAGCUAUGUAUGAAUUGAGGGAGAUAAUUUCUGAGGUGGAUUUUGAAAGGAUUACUUUAGUUUUAUGCGGAAGUUGUCGCAACGAAGACGACACAAUCCGCGUAAAAGAUUUAAAGGAUUUUAGUAAACAUUUAAGCUUAGAGAAUAGAGUUGAAUUUCGCGUUAAUAUCACCUAUGAGGAAUUAUUAAAAGAAUUCGAGAGUGCUUCGUUAGGAAUACAUACGAUGAUUGAUGAACAUUUUGGAAUUGGAGUUGUUGAAUUAUUAGCAGCUGGGUUAAUUACGAUUGCGCAUAAAUCCGGGGGACCUUUACUUGAUAUUAUUGAAACGACCGAAUCAUCUAGGUUAGGUUAUUUAGCAAUUUCAGCUAAGGAAUACGCUCAAACGAUAAAACAUGUUUUAACGAUGGAUGAAAGAUCUGUUUUGGACUUAAUCGAGCGGGCGCGAGCUUCCGUCGAUCGAUUCUCGAAUAAAAAAUUUCAAGAUGAAUUUUUGAAAGCUGUUGAUUAUUUGUUCGAGACGAAUUAGAAUGGAAUGUUGUAGCUUAAAGAUAAAAGAUAGAGUUUAAGAGAAAUAAAUGCGCUUAAAUAAAGAAUUUUGAAAAACA
Messenger RNA from Onthophagus taurus, 1573 nucleotides. RefSeq names its product ALG11 alpha-1,2-mannosyltransferase (gene Alg11). Lineage: Eukaryota; Metazoa; Arthropoda; Insecta; Coleoptera; Scarabaeidae. Gene Ontology annotation, molecular function: GDP-Man:Man(3)GlcNAc(2)-PP-Dol alpha-1,2-mannosyltransferase activity. Gene Ontology annotation, biological process: dolichol-linked oligosaccharide biosynthetic process; protein N-linked glycosylation. The record is from RefSeq and is a predicted model, not a curated record. Gene Ontology annotation, cellular component: endoplasmic reticulum membrane.